AUGGAAAACGGUAAAAGUGGACGCCUGCAGAAAACGCGUUACUCGGACAGUGCCGUGCCCUUCAAGUCACUCAUCGACCCCUCUGAAUUCCCCUUGGCUGACGGUUGGGAGAAUGCCGAUCUGAGUCUUCUUCAAACCCCUCUAAUGUCCUCUUUCCAGCCCAACAACCUUCAACUUAUGAACCCUGGUCUGAGUUCAACUUCCAAAACACAUCGACAGACGAGUCUCACUGGAAUCACGGACUCCAGUUUGAGCAGUGGAUUCGCAAGUGAUCCCUCGAGCGCCGCUGCCUCGACACGCUUUCCCAGCUUCUCCCUCGCAAGUAUGGAAUCUCUGGAGACCGCAGAGGCAACAUGGCUGAACCCCUUGAACACAAGUGUACCUUCUACUGGUGCUGUGGAACCACUGAAGCGCAAUAAGAAGGCGGAAGGCAGUGGUGGCCAAAAGAGAAAUAGACGUUUCAUUGACGCCCGCCAGCGCUCCGGAUCUAUGGCAGCUGGAACGGUUUCCACAGGCCUUCAGGGUGACCAACAGGUUCAACGCAGCAUGUCCUUUUCCGUCCCAAUGCUCUCUAGUGGAACUCGUCAAUUUAAUGUCAAGGGAAAUAUCUUCCGUCAACGGAAAGAUUUCUCUGUGUUUCAGAGGCUGCAAGCAUGGAAACGGAAUGGUUACUUCAUCCAACUUGAGGAUGACAGCUGUACGGGCAAUGAGGACACACGAGCGUUCGUGCUGUGCCAACUGACAGGUCACGGAGCUGCGGAGGUGCGCUGUCUGGCCUGUUGUCGUCCUCUCACUAUCUACGACCACUUCCCACUUCUUGACGGUGCCCUUUUCCUCUCUCCUCUCUGCCACCGCGGGGGUCUUCAGGUUUCCUGGAAUGUUCCUCUGCCCCCCUCCGCUAUUGCCGGCGUUGGUAGUGGUGGCUGUGGGACCACCACCACCCCUUCCGCAGGUCAUCUGAUGCAGAGUGACCUUGCCCCACCCCCUGGGUGCACAGGACCGCGCCAGCAGCAACAGCAACAACUGCAUCAUCAUAGUCAUUGCAAUCAACCAGGACAGCAGCGUCAUCGGGCAUCAAUCAGUCAAAAGCGCUUCCUCCAUGCCGUCUGUAUGGCCUGUAUGCGGAGCAUCGAUUUCGAAGGAGGUGGUGAUGCCAACGACACUGCUGGUGGCGGCGGUGGUUGUGAAGACUUCCCGCAAAUUGUCUGCAAAUUCUGCCGCACCCCUUGGAGCGGCUCCACCCUCCUGAUUGGUGGAUUAUACACUUACGACCUUUUCGCCUGUUCGCCCUGUUGUGAGGAGCAUCUACGCUGUAAAUCCUGCGGACUCCAACCUCUAACACGACAGGAGUGUGAAAAAGAUGGAGAGGAAGGGGCUGAAGAGGAAACGAAUCCUCUUCAACCUUUACCCUACUUCAGCCAAUAUAGUCAGCUCCUCUGCUGUCAGCAUUGCCGAGCUGUCGACUACCACUUUAUUAAACCCUUUGACGAGAUGUAUGACGUCCGUGCGCCCUCUUAG
This is a messenger RNA of Echinococcus granulosus, 1518 nucleotides long. RefSeq names its product Headcase protein. The record is from RefSeq and is a predicted model, not a curated record. The transcript has 6 exons. Bases 1 to 1518 code for a protein of 505 amino acids. NCBI's taxonomy places the organism in Eukaryota, Metazoa, Platyhelminthes, Cestoda, Cyclophyllidea, Taeniidae.